AGGGUGGGUUGGUAAGCUAUUUCCAUAUAACUGGUGUAAGCUUUAGAAGAACAACAAAACAUGCAAAAUCAAAUGAGUGAAAUGUUUAGAAAGGGGAAAUCCCUUAUUCUUGUUAUAUGUUUGCAAUUUGGGUUUGCGGGAAUGGAUGUUCUUGCGAAAGUUGCUUUGAAUGAUGGAAUGAAUAAUUAUGUGUUUGUUGUUUAUCGCCAUGCUUCCGCCUUCAUUGUCAUGGCCCCUUUCGCCAUUGUUCUAGACAGGAAAACAAGGCCAAAGAUGACGGUCUCUAUUUUCGUCAAGCUUAUGCUCCUUGCACUCUUGGAGCCGGUUAUCGAUCAAAAUCUCUAUAUUUUGGGAAUGAAAGCGACAACCGCAACAUUUGCGGUUUCCAUGUGCAAUGUUCUUCCUGCUAUAACCUUUGUCAUAGCAUGGAUUCUAAGGCUUGAGGUGGUGAACCUAAAGAGUCUCCGGAGCCAGGCUAAAGUAAUCGGAACUCUCACAACGGUUGCAGGAGCGAUGCUAAUGACACUGGUUAAAGGGCCACUUCUAGAGCUGUUUUGGACAAAAGGAAGAACAAAUAAAAGAUAUGAAAUGCACAAUGGGGUCGAUUUGCAGCAUUCCCUCAAGGGUGCGUUUAUGAUCGUCGUCGGAUGUUUCAGUUGGUCUUGCUUCAUGGUUCUACAAGCGAUUACACUAAAGUCAUAUCCGGCUGAGCUGGCUAUGACUGCUUGGAUAUGCUUACUAGCGACGAUUGAGGGAGGUAUAGUGGCGUUGAUCAUGGAGCGGGGGAACCCAGAAGUUUGGGCUAUAAAGUGGAACACCACACUUCUUGCGACACUCUACUGUGGGAUAAUAUGUUCGGGUGUUGCUUACUACGUCCAAGGGAUCAUUAUGAAAGAAAGAGGUCCUGUUUUUGUGACUGCCUUUAAUCCCAUGGGUAUGAUAAUUGUCGCUUUCAUGGGAUCGAUUUUUCUAGCCGAGAAAACAUACCUCGGAAGGGUUCUUGGAGCAGUUGUCAUAGUCAUAGGGCUUUAUAUGGUUGUUUGGGGUAAAAGCAAUGAUCACAAACUUCCACACCUAGAACCCGAAAAGCAAAUAUUAGGUCAAGAAUCUGAGAUAAAUUGCAAUGACAAGGUUAUCACUAUCAAAUCAUCAGAUGAAGUAUGCGAUAAACAUAGUCAGACGGCUGAUGUUUGAUAGGCGGUAGAAAAUAAGGACAUCAACAUUGGUGUAUGAGACAUGGAUUUUUCUUGAAGGGGAGUUUUUUAACAAAUGUUUUUAAUCCAUUUUAUGUAAUUAUGCAUACUAUGAUAUGGACGUCCAUACUACGUUGGACGAUUUUCAACCCGUUUAUUGGGUUCUUGUUUCAGAUAAGGGUUUUUAUUUGAUCCGUUUGAAACAAAACAUAACUCAAA
This is a messenger RNA of Helianthus annuus (common sunflower), 1412 nucleotides long. Its product is annotated as WAT1-related protein At2g37460. Gene Ontology annotation, cellular component: plasma membrane. The coding region runs from base 61 to 1194 and encodes 377 amino acids. NCBI's taxonomy places the organism in Eukaryota, Viridiplantae, Streptophyta, Magnoliopsida, Asterales, Asteraceae. Gene Ontology annotation, molecular function: transmembrane transporter activity. The record is from RefSeq and is a predicted model, not a curated record. The transcript is spliced from 7 exons.